CACGCUCCACUUUCUCUCUCUGUGCCCUCUCUCGCUUUACCAUCCGGUUGUUUCGGCGGCGGCGAUGGCGGCGGAGGACGUGGAGUUCGUGGACUACGAGCGGGACGACGGCGACGAGGACGACGAGGGGAUGGAGGACGGGGAGGUCUCGGCCCGCGCGCUCCCCGUGCCCCACAUCGCCGCCCCCGCCGUGCCGCGCACCAGCAGGGGCCGCUUCGUCGGCCGCAGCCGCUCCGUCAUCGCCUCCACCCGCGACCGCUUCGACUCCCUCCCCUUCGCCGGCACCUCCGCGCACGGCGGCCCGCAGCGCUCAAUUGAAGGAUGGAUAAUAAUUGUCUCAGGAGUCAAAGAAGAUGCAGAAGAAAGUGAUCUGUAUGAUGCUUUUGCUGAGUUUGGUGAGGUCAAGGACUUGCAUCUCAACCUGGAACGCCGCACUGGAUAUGGCAAGGGAUAUGCAUUGGUUGAAUAUGGAUGUUUUGAGGAAGCACAAACUGCAAUCAGAAGUAUGAAUGGGACACAGCUGUUAACAAAGACCAUCCAUGUUGAUUGGGCAUUCAACAGAGGUCCUAUACAGAACGUCACAAGUGCACGGCCAGCACAGCGACGGUCUAGGACUCCGCCUCGCAGGCUUGCUGCCAUGACAUACUGAGAGGGAGCUGCUAGGCCUGCAAUCUUGGGCCAGCCUUGGUCAGUGAUUUUUUGGUAGUCGCCAGGGAUUUGCCAUGUCAUAGAUUUUAGUCUUAACCAUCAUCUUCCGACAGUAAGCGGUAAUCUGAACCAGAGUAUGUAUCGUCCAGAAAACCGAGUCCUGAUUCUGCUAGCCUUGCUACGCUUGUACUGAGCUUGUUCAGAGGCCUGGCUCACAAAGUUUGAUAUUGAUGCAUGAUGCAAAUUGGAUGGAUCAAUCUGUUUUGUCUUU
Triticum dicoccoides is the source of this 919-nucleotide messenger RNA. Its product is annotated as RNA-binding protein Y14B-like. The transcript has 4 exons. Gene Ontology annotation, cellular component: nucleus; cytoplasm. The coding region runs from base 65 to 649 and encodes 194 amino acids. The record is from RefSeq and is a predicted model, not a curated record. Gene Ontology annotation, biological process: RNA processing. Gene Ontology annotation, molecular function: mRNA binding. NCBI's taxonomy places the organism in Eukaryota, Viridiplantae, Streptophyta, Magnoliopsida, Poales, Poaceae.